UGGAACAUGCCAGCGGCGGUCUCCACCCGGCCGGGCCUCAGCCUGGGCUCAGCAUGGGCUCGGGGAGAACCGUCAAGUUUGCCGUGUGCGAGGUGCUGCAGUUCGCCAGCCUGUGCGUGCCGCUCUUCAUCGUCAUGCAGAGGUUCGCCGUCAUCGUGGCCAAGGUCAAAAGGUCGGCGCGCCCCCCCGGCGACGACGAUGUGGCCUACUGGCUGAUCGUGACCUCGUCCAUCGCCUACGUCAUGUCCACCGCCCUGCUGGUGUGGGCGCCGCUCAAGUACUUGCUGUUUGUCAAGAACAAGAUGCUCCUUGGCAGGAAGAAGUGGAGGCCCAUUGCCCUCGUCUACGUCAUCAUGUCCACCUUACCCUGCUUCGCCUUCCUCAUCGCCAGCUCUCAGGUUCAGAUCAAUAACGGUAUCAAACACGACACGUUCACGGAGCUCCCCGUGUCUCUAAUCCUCUUCUCUCUCAUCUGUAUCGACGUUGUGGAAAGAAUACGCCACUGCAGACUGACAGGCCAGGACCGUCCCUUGGAAAGAGACGCCGACAUUCCCUCUUCGAUCCUCACGCACGUGGAACAGAUCACGCCGGUCACUCCCUUGGUGCCCGGGCCGGCAGCGCCCGGACCAAACGUGCCCGGGCCGGCUGUGCCUCGCCAGGCCAUUGGCACGCCCCCUGUGACGGUGGGACCCGGCCAACCGGGAGACCGAAGUCAGAACGGCGCAGCUCUCAGGCCAGAGACCAAUGGCACGGCCCCAGGGAUGGCUGUGAACGGCAGGAGAUUGUUGACUGUCCACGACUCGGAGGCAGCCCACACGGGCCCUUUGCGCUUCCUGUACGCCAGCGACGCUCGAGCCGACGUGUUUGUGGACAGUUUUCUUUUCUGGAUGGACACGGUGGAGAUGACGAGGGUCGCGACUCACCCGCUGGUCUUUUACUCGGCCUGGGUGUGUCCUAUUUACAUCUUGUGCUACCUUUCGUGUCUGCGCGUGGUGCUGGUGCCCCACAACCCCUCGCUAUCUUCUCUUGGUGUGGCCCUGCAAGACUUGCCCUUCCUCUUUGUACGCGUGGGCCUGCUGGCCUUCUUCGGCCUGGUCACGCCGCUCCUCUACCCCAUGAAGAACCUGCUGGUGUGCCUGGCCUUUGUCUAUUUUAACUUCAUGACCAAGCUUAGGGUGUUCAACACGCAGAGAAUGUUCUUAUGACACGUUCAUGCUAGUGGGCCACUCUAUUCAAUUACGGUUGUAGAAAGUAGCGAUACUUCGAUACCAAGUCGAUACCAAUACGCAAAAAAAUGCGUCGAUACCUGCUUUUUUUAGUAUCUUCAGUACCACAUACACUUUUCCCUUGGUGCUUGCUGUCUUAAAAAAUUAUCGAGUAUUUCCAUGUAGUUGCUCCCCGGUUCGCCAUUGCUCGUAAACAAAUGUUAACGGAAGAAAGAAAAAGAGCACUCAUAAAGGAGUGAGGAAAAAAGAACUAAGGAUGCGAGGAACAUAAAUAGCGCAGAUAAGGUGUGAAGAAGUUACAGUUAAAGGGGAACAUUAUCACAAUUUCAGAAGGGUUAAAACCAUUAAAAAUCAGUUCCCAAUGGCUUAUUUUAUUUUUCGAAGUUAUUUUCAAAAUUUUACCCAUCACGCAAUAUCCCUAAAAAAAGCUUCAAAGUGCCUAAUUUUAACCAUCGUUAUAAACACCCGUCCAUUUUCCGGUGACGUCACAUAGUGAAGCCAACACAAACAAACAUGGCGGAAAGAACAGCAAGCUAUAGCGACAUUAGCUCGGAUUCAG
Messenger RNA from Nerophis lumbriciformis (worm pipefish), 1785 nucleotides. Its product is annotated as transmembrane protein 236-like. NCBI's taxonomy places the organism in Eukaryota, Metazoa, Chordata, Actinopteri, Syngnathiformes, Syngnathidae. The record is from RefSeq and is a predicted model, not a curated record.